UGGCACGUUAUUAGAUGAGCUUUGGAGUGGUACGCGCCUACCGCCUGCCUCGCGUAGAGCUUUGGGAGAACCUGGCGCUUCAGUUUUAUACCGACGGUCGGGGAGCGCGCUUGCGGAUGCGCGUCACCUGCUCUGACUCCGCACCGGCUGCGAGGCGCGCUCCCGGAGUGGCGACGCGCGGCCGCUGGAUGCUGUUGGCCGACUCCAGCGGCCAGCUCAGCAGAUCCCAUAGUGCUGCUGAUGCUCCGAAACAAAAGGCGCACCGGUAUGUUCGGACCCCGGUCAGCAGUCCAGCUCGUGCCCAGGCACAAAGGGCCGGGAUCGGAGUGGAGAAUGCCGGGAUUAACGGCGGAGCAGAGAGGCACCUCGGGGGGACACAGAAGGAGAUAACUGGCAGGUUUGUUUCUCUGUCCAUAAUCCCUCUCCCAUGGGCGCCAGCGUAUAAAAGGAAGAGACGCUCUCCGAGCCACACACACUCUGAGUGAGGCUCGGCGCAGGCAUCGCACACACAGACAGUAAACAUGUCCAGUGGAGAUAAGUCCAAGACUUCUUCCCAGACCGACGGGAAGGUUGCUCAGGGCAAGAAGUCUGAGAUGGGAAUGAUGUCCUAUAAGAUGUACGUGUUCGACCAGGAGAACUUCCAGGGUCGCAUGAUCGAGAUCAGCAACGAGUGCAUGAAUGUGUGUGAGAUGGGCAUGGACCGCGUGCGCUCCCUGCGCGUUGAGUGCGGACCCUUCGUGGGCUUUGAGCAGAUGAACUUCUGUGGUGAGAUGUACAUCCUGGAGAAGGGAGAGUAUCCUCGCUGGGACUCCUGGAGCAACUGCCAGAAGAAUGACUACCUGCUUUCCUUCAGGCCUGUCAGAAUGGAUCCCGAGAAGCACAAGAUCUGCCUGUACGAGGUUGGAGAGUUCAAGGGCCGCAAGAUGGAGAUCAUGGACGAUGACGUUCCCAGCCUGUUCUCCUACGGCUUCACAGACAGAGUGGGCAGCAUCAUUGUCAGCUGUGGAACCUGGGUGGGAUACCAGUUCCCUGGAUACCGUGGCAGCCAGUACCUGCUGGAGAAGGGAGACUACAGGCACUUCAAUGAGUAUGGCGCCCGCCAUCCUCAGUUCCAGUCCGUGAGGCGUAUCCGUGACAUGCAGUGGCACCAACAGGGCUGCUACACCAUGGCCAGCAAGUGAGGCUCAGGAAAGGAGAGAAAGAGAAAGAGCGGAUGUGAGGGAGAGGGGCGGAGGAAGAGGGAAAGGGGGAGAGAUGUCUGAGGCCUUACCUCAGUACCUUCAACAGUCUAUGACCUAAUAUAAUGAGGGGAAGGUGAGGAUUUAGAUCUGCCCCUGACUGGAGACAACACCUCAGUGGAAGGACCAGCGGGACCACCCUCCAUUCCUCUCUGUCUCUACUUUUCUCUUUCUCCCCUAUGGGCUGAGUUUUGCUUCCCUCCCCCUUUUCUCCCUUUUUUUUUUUUUAGUUCCUCACUUCAUUCCCCUCCGCAGUCCUCUGAAACACCAACGAAGGAACACGACUCCUCUGGCUGUUUUACACACUUGAUUCUCGGCUCAGGGUAUGAUGCACCAUGGGAAGUCCCUGGAGCCAACCCCCCCCUGCCCUCGACUUCUUGCCCCUGUGCUUUGCACACCUUCUCUGCUGUACAGAAUCCUGGCCAAGUUUUCAAUAAAAGAGAAAAUCUUGAUUUCAAAGAUGUUGUUGUUACUUAUUGCUAAAAAAACGACUUGAAUGAAAAUGUCAACGAAUAAAGCAGCUAAAU
This is a messenger RNA of Scatophagus argus, 1765 nucleotides long. Its product is annotated as beta-crystallin B1-like. Bases 522 to 1181 code for a protein of 219 amino acids. NCBI's taxonomy places the organism in Eukaryota, Metazoa, Chordata, Actinopteri, Scatophagidae. The record is from RefSeq and is a predicted model, not a curated record. Gene Ontology annotation, biological process: lens development in camera-type eye; visual perception. Gene Ontology annotation, molecular function: structural constituent of eye lens. The transcript has 7 exons.